Messenger RNA from Fibroporia radiculosa, 2646 nucleotides. RefSeq lists its product as uncharacterized. The transcript is spliced from 2 exons. Gene Ontology annotation, biological process: positive regulation of G2/M transition of mitotic cell cycle; establishment of cell polarity. NCBI's taxonomy places the organism in Eukaryota, Fungi, Basidiomycota, Agaricomycetes, Polyporales, Fibroporiaceae. The coding region runs from base 1 to 2646 and encodes 881 amino acids. The record is from RefSeq and is a predicted model, not a curated record. Gene Ontology annotation, cellular component: cytoplasm; cell septum.
AUGCAGCCUUCCGAGUAUGAGAUUCAGCGCGAGGUAGAGGCUCUUCGGGAUAUUCGAAGGCGUUCGACGGCAGACGGACUGACUUCUUUCAUACUGGACCCGGAUCUACCAAGUUCUCCGACCGCGUCGUCAUCCACUUCACCGACGUACUGGCCGUCGCCCGAUGACUCCAGUGGUAGCUCACACGAGGAGGGUAGUGAGAACAGUCCCAUUAACGCCAACGAUGACCCAUCACAUCUUUUCUGGGUCCCGGCUCGACUGCAUCCUGAGAUCGCUCCUGCUGAGUUCAGACAGUUUCUGAAGGAGCAUGCUCGGAACCCUGCGGAUGAGACUAGUGCUUUAGCGCGCUCGGUAUCCAGUGGCUCUAUAGGAUUGGACAGGAAGAAGUCUUUGCUUAGCAGGCAAUACAAGCCAGCUCCAAAUGAUGGCAUCGAAGACGAGCAGGUUGUGCCUAUCAGGCGAAAUCGAAGUGUCUAUUCGCGCCCUGGCCCACAGCUUACAAUCAAUGACUUGCAGAAGCUGGAGGAAUUGGCGGAGGAAGCAUCCAAAAGUGACGACCCUACUCGACUUAGAAGUGUGUUGCGCCGAAGUCUCAGUCUCAAUGUGUCCCCAUCAGUUAUCGACCAAAUGGACGAUAUGCCAGACCUGGGGGAUGAUGUAGACUCUCCAAUUGUGAUCCCGCGUCCAAACCAGGCUCUCCGUCGUUCAGCACGUACGAAGAUUCGAAAGCCAGGCACCGGGGAAGGCGCACAUCGCUUUACUGCGACACGGCGAAAGAAGUCUGUGAGCCGCGCAGCCACGAUGCAAGAACUGCGGACAUCAUCUAGCGACCUGUCAUCCAGCGAUCACGGUCAUGCUGAUACAAGCCGGCGACCUCAUGUAGAAGAGAGUAUUCCGGCGGUCCCUCCUUUACCUCGGCCAGAGUCUUUUAGCGAAGAGGCACUGAUAUAUGAUGCGUAUGUGACAGACGAACCAGACGAAUUGGAUUUAUCCUUGAGAACGGAAAGCCCUGAGCCCUCGGUAGACUCUCAUGUUUCACCACCACCUUCCACGACAUCACACUCAGAAGCCCAUGAACCUCUUUCAGAGCCGGAACCAGUCCUUCAUCAUCCUCAACCACAACGAGCCGUUGCUCCUCCGGUAUCUGAGCCUCCAGUAUCGGCACGUUCUCCAUCUCCCCCUCAACCCUCAUCUUCGUCGCCUAGUCCAGCUCCUUCUAUCAACGUAUCUCAUCGACCGCCUUCCGAAGAAGCUCCCACACGCCAUUCCCGGUCUUCAAGUAUCUCCGAGCAGCGGAAGGAUAAAGACAAAAAAGGAGGUCUUUUUGGAAAGUGGGGCAGCGAUAAAAGCAACAAGAAAACUAAAGAAAGUCGCGAACGAGAAAAGGAGAAGGAGAAAGAGAAAGAGAAGGAUACAGGCUUUUUUGGAUCGUUGUUUGGUGGCAAGAAGAAGCAAGACGACACGCCCGCACCGCUUGGGAUGGGUGCAUCUGGACGCGAGACUGCCGCUGCCCUGCUUGGCGCUUCCAAAUCGUCUAAAUCUUAUGUUCCUUCGCCAUCUCCGCAGCUGGCUGGCAUGUAUGCGCGGUAUCCCAUUCAUGUUGAGCGUGCAAUCUAUCGACUGAGUCAUAUCAAGCUCGCUAAUCCGCGUCGACCACUUUAUGAACAAGUCCUCAUUAGUAACCUGAUGUUCUGGUAUCUUGGUGUCAUCAACAAGACACAAAACACAGCAGGCCCUCAAGGAAAUUCUGCAGCUCAACCUCAACCUCAGAGCCAACCUACUCCCAUACCAGAUCAAGAGCAACUAGAGCGAGAACAGAGGGAGCGAGAAGAGCGAGAGAGGGCAGAAAGGGAGCGGAUGGAGAAAGAGCAGGAGCAGCGGGAAAAACAACGUCGGGGCAGUUUGACUAAGCAGUCGACGUCGGGAACCCCGCCUGGGACUCGACGAGCAGAAAUGCCCGUUCGUGGACCUCAGUACGAGAUGCAGCACCGGGCCAUGGAGCAGGAAUAUGGUUAUAUGCCGCCUUCAAAUGGAGCCGGCGGGGCGACACUAGGUCGUACGUCAUCCAUCCCUACCUCCGCUAACAACUCUCUCCCGUAUCAAUCCUCCCCACCUCCGCGUUCUUCAUCUGCACCACCUGCACAAUUCUCGGUGCAGCUUGUCCAUCCGCAGCCGCAGCUUGCUAACGGCAACAUUCAUAACGCCGCUAUGCAAUCUCAGCACUAUCCUCCGGCGACAGGUGCGCAGCUGCCUCCCGGUGCGAUGUCUCCCGUGGCUGUCGAACAGACUUGGCUAGCUACAACCAGUGUUGCACCAUUGGCCCCGCGGGGUUCCUCGUCGACGUCUCCUCCACCAAGAGCUAGCUCCCCUCCAAAUUCGAUGCCGGUAUCGACGUCUUCCUCAAGACAAGCGCGAUCACCCCCACCAAAUCGAUAUACACCUGCGCAGGAAAAGCAACCGUUCAGUGGGGGCAGGUCACCCAGCCGGUCGUUGUCCGCCUCUGCGGCCCCUCCUAUGAUGCAACAAACUAACGGCAAACUGAAGAAAGGUAUCAGUGCACAUGCGGUGGUUCAGAAUCGUAGACGAUCGAAUGAGGAAGAGGAUGUGCCAUUAGCCGUAUAUCAGCAACAAUAUCGACGGAGAUGA